GCUGUUGUAUGUGUGUGUACAUUAGCGUCCACGUGCGCCUCAUGGCUGCUGGCUUUGGACGCGGUCACUUUGAGUUCCGGGAGCAACAGACACGAUGACCGGCGCGCAGCGUGACCCGUUCUACUCCUCUCCGUUCGGACCUUUUUACCGGAGGCAUGCGCCUUGUGCAGUGCAGCCCGAGUACCGGAUCCACGAGCUGAACAAACGGUUACAGUCCCGUCCGGAGGACUGUGAUAAUUUAUGGUGGGAAGCUUUCACUACGGAGUUCUUUCAGGACGAUGCAACUUUAACUCUGUCGUUCUGUCUGGAAGAUGGACCAAAGACCUACACCAUUGGGCGGACCCUGAUCCCUCGUUACUUCAGCACUGUGUUUGAAGGAGGAGUAUUAGAGUUGUACUUUGAGCUGAAGUACUCAAAAGAGUCAUUCCACAACUCAACUGUCACCAUUGACUGCCCCCAGUGCACCAUGAUCACUCAGCAUGGCAAACCAGUGUUCACCAAGGUGUGCACGGAGGGUCACCUGAUUUUGGUGUUCCCCUUAGAUGACCUCAUGAGAAUAAAAACCUGGCAUCUCACCAUCAGACACUACAGUGAGCUGAUUCCACGCAGUAUCCUGGCUGUUCACGCGCAAGACCCUGGAUGUCUCGAACAACUGUCCAAAAACAUUAGCCGAGGGGGGCUAACUAACCUUACACUAAACUACCUCAGAUUGUGUGUCAUUUUGGAGCCGAUGCAAGAGUUGAUGUCCAGACAUAAGACGUAUGGGCUAAGUCCUAGAGACUGUCUGAAAAACUGCCUUUUCCACAAAUGGCAAAGAAUGGUGACUCCACCAGCACAUCCACCAAAUGUAAAAACAGAAAAUUUCACCACGAACCAAAAAAAAGAACCUGUCCGUCAGACAACGACGAAGAGGAGGAGGAGGAAGAACUCUGCUAGUGGUGCUGUCAGUGCCAACACAGGAAACAGCAAGAAACGCAGCUCGGGCAAUAACUUUAACCUGCCUGGACAGGAUGUGAUGGUGGUGGGGGAGCCCUCUUUGAUGAGUGGUGAACUGGGCGAUGAGGAUGAAUGUUUGAUCACACGGCUGGAGAACACACACUAUGAGUCCACCAAUGGUUUCCAUGACAGUGGUGACUAUGCUAACUCACCUGUGCUUGGCAACAAUAGCCCCUGGAACGAGGUGCCCCUUAGCAACCAGGACAGCAAGACUGAUGCCGUGGCGACACAGGCAUUGAAGUAAUAUAUCUCAUAAACAGACUUCGACCAAUUUAAUUGGGUAGAAUACACUCGGACACACACACACACACACACA
Messenger RNA from Chanos chanos (milkfish), 1312 nucleotides. It is a transcript of the gene ldb2b, whose product is annotated as LIM domain binding 2b. The transcript has 9 exons. The coding region runs from base 95 to 1240 and encodes 381 amino acids. Lineage: Eukaryota; Metazoa; Chordata; Actinopteri; Gonorynchiformes; Chanidae. The record is from RefSeq and is a predicted model, not a curated record.